GUAAAAAUUUGUAACAACGAGUAGUAUCAAACCGUAAAUAUUUCCUAGGCGCGUUGCGUUGAGCUUAUAUCUUGUAGGGUCACUGAGAAGGCGCCACGCCAAGGACUACUAGCUUGGAACCCCGCCAAACCUCCUUUGUCCGUCGCGAGGAUAUAUCCACACAAGCUUCUGUUGUACUUAGAGCUAACAAUCCACCGCAAUGCGAUGGCCACCAUGGUCUUCGGACGCCGGAAACGAAGAUAGCAACAAGAAGCAACAGAUCGCCUGGGCUGAUACUCUCAAUGCCACCAAUUGGUCUAACUAUGCCAACCCGGAAACGGUGGUCCCAACUGUCGUGUUGACGGCAACAAUCCUGUUGAGCGUUCGCGUCUACCGACUAUACCUACGGCGUAUCCCCGAUGCGACUCAUGUACAACCCGGAUUCUUCAGGAAGAGGAGUCUGUUCGGGACUGUGACGAGGGUAGGAGAUGGCGAUAACUUUCACCUGUUCCAUACACCUGGAGGUAGAUUGGCAGGUUGGGGCUGGCUGCGAAAAGUCCCGGAGAAGGCAGCUGAUCUGAGAAAACACACCAUUGCUGUUCGCAUUGCCGGCGUCGACGCGCCCGAGGCGGCUCAUUUCGGUAAAACAGCACAGCCAUAUUCCGGAGAAGCUCUUACCUGGCUCAGGUCAUAUAUAUUGGGCCGGAGGGUACGAGCCCAUAUCUAUAAACGCGAUCAGUACGACCGUCUGGUAGCCACGGUCUAUGUCCGAAAUGGCCUAUUUCGACGCGACGUUGGACGAGAGAUGUUGAAAGCAGGUCUCGCGACGGUAUAUGAGGCGAAAUCCGGCGCAGAGUUUGGAAAGAAGGAGGAUAAUUACAGGAGCAUUGAGGCUUGGGCGAAGUCCAAAAAGAAGGGCAUGUGGGCCGGGUCACAGAAGGACUAUGAAAGCCCAAGAGAUUAUAAGACCAGGACAGGGGGAACUGAAGAACCAAAGGCCAAGCAGAAGAAACCUGUUAAGAGCAUCUUGUCAAGCAUAUUUGGGUCCGGGAAAUGAAGUUGAUUGCAGGGAGAGUCAACAUGUCCUGGCCCGAAGGCUUAACUUGCAGCGCUUCAGCUAUAACAAGCAAAAAAGGCAGAUGUUCGGUCAUUGGGAACGACCCCCUCCAGGACUCCGUAUGGGCUGGGAGACCAAGCAACGCUUCUCAGCCCGGAAUGAUGUCCCAAAUGGCUACCCUACUGCCAGCACUACGACCAGCCCUAUGAUGAAAGAAGGCCGCCUAUCACAAUAGUACGGUACUAAGCCCAUCACGGGACAUCCCUUUCACCCUCCAUGAAGAGACCAGGACCAUUGGAUGGAGUUUCAAAGUCUCCCUAAGAGUCCAUGGAGUUGAAACUACACGUGAUUCACCGAGGUUAUCAGACCAGUGCUGUUUGGAAAUAAUAUAAAGAGCAGAAUCUCAAUAAUAUGUAUUCUAACCAUCGCGUCUUUAUUUAUUCGGGUCAUGAACUCCAUAAAAUACGAUUAAUUUGAAGUUGUACUGUCCAUAUGUUCCGUAAGCUUCGACACAUGAGGCAAUAAUGAAACUUCAGGGACCCCUGGAAGGCCCAAUCACCC
This is a messenger RNA of Pseudogymnoascus verrucosus, 1597 nucleotides long. RefSeq names its product putative endonuclease lcl3 (gene LCL3). Gene Ontology annotation, cellular component: mitochondrion; cytoplasm. The record is from RefSeq and is a predicted model, not a curated record. Lineage: Eukaryota; Fungi; Ascomycota; Leotiomycetes; Thelebolales; Thelebolaceae. The coding region runs from base 200 to 1036 and encodes 278 amino acids. The transcript has 2 exons.